Triplophysa rosa is the source of this 2210-nucleotide messenger RNA. RefSeq names its product serine/threonine-protein kinase pim-2-like. Gene Ontology annotation, cellular component: cytoplasm. The coding region runs from base 1 to 702 and encodes 233 amino acids. The record is from RefSeq and is a predicted model, not a curated record. Gene Ontology annotation, biological process: regulation of mitotic cell cycle; negative regulation of apoptotic process; protein autophosphorylation. The transcript is spliced from 8 exons. Gene Ontology annotation, molecular function: ATP binding; protein serine/threonine kinase activity. NCBI's taxonomy places the organism in Eukaryota, Metazoa, Chordata, Actinopteri, Cypriniformes, Nemacheilidae.
AUGAUGAACUUUUUCGACCGAAAAUAUGAACCGGGUCAUCAUAAACCCCUCCCACGUGAGGUGGGUCUUCAGAUGCUUGCCUGUGAGGGAGAAAAUGUCCCUGUGAUCGUCCAGCUUCUGGACUGGCAUGAUUUUUGGGACCGCUACGUCAUGGUCCUGGAGCGCCAUUCUCCCUGUGAGGACAUUCUCAGUUUCAUGGAUCGCACAAGGGGCAGCAUAACAGAGAACAUAGCGCAGUUUAUCUUCAGGCAAGCGACUGAAGCUGCAGAAAUCUGCUGCAAGCGGGGGGUCUUCUACAGGGACAUAAAACUGAAAAACCUUCUGAUAAACCCAAACACGCUGGAGGUCAGAAUAAUCAACUUCAGGUGCAGCGAUCUUCUUAAAGAAUCAGCCUACACAGGGUAUUGGGACACAUAUGAGUACACCUGCCCCGAACUUCAUAAAACGGGCUACUACUACUGCAAGCCGGCGACGGUUUACUCACUCGGGAUGCUGUUGUAUGCCAUGGUGUGCGGGGCAUUUCCCGGCUCUCUGAGCCUCAAGCGGAUCAUUGAGAAGACAUGGAGCAAAGACGGCUUGACUGAAGAAUGCUGCGAUUUGAUUCAAGUCUGUCUACAGGAGGAUCCAGAAGAGCGUAUCGAUCUGGAAAAGAUCCUUGGCCACAAGUGGUUUCAGAAAUCGAUGGCCGGCAGUUUGACCUGAUCUGCAGAAUGCAGCAUGGAGGCGAUUUUGGAGCCGUCUAUGACUUGAUUUUUUUACUCUUAUUUUUCUUUUUUUUUCUUCUGUUAAUGUUUUUAAUAUCAUAUCGUCAUAUUCCUUCCUAACCUUAAUGUAGUUCUGCUCGGUUGUGACAAAAAUCAUAAUCACGAUUAUUUUGACCAAUAUUGAGAUCCCGAUUAACAUGAUUACUCACUAACUUUUCAAACAGCAUAGAAAAGUAAAAAAACACCUUUUAAACUGUGAAUUCAACUGAACAAUAAAUGUAAAGAAAUCGCACAGCUGAACCACUGUUUGUAAUUGACAAUUACAAUUAAUUUUCGAUUAAUUGCACAGCUCUAUCUUAAAUAUCUUCAUAGUCUAAAACAAAAUUAGGUUUGUACUUAAAAACUGAGUUAAAUCCUUGAUUGUUGAGCCACCUUCAUCUAUUCAUGAUUACAUUUUUCUUUCUUCUAGCCGGGUCGUCCUGAACCCCUCCCACGUGACCACGUCUUCAGAUGCUUGCCUGUGAGGGAGAAAAUGUUCCUGUGAUCGUCCAGUGAGGGUCAACUGUAGUUCUGAAUGAUAUAACGCAGAGGACGACUAUUAAUAUAAAACAGAAUGCUGCGAUUUGAUUCAAGCCGGUCUACAGGAGGAUCCAGAAAAGCGUAUCCACCUGCAAGAGAUCCUUAACCACGCAUGGUUUUAGAAAUGGAGGUGAGGGAGAAGUGGACCUCUCUCAAAACAGAGGCAUUGCUGACAGAUGAUCUGUGGCACCUGCGUAGGUAUCACGCGUCAUCUUUAUCAGCAUAUGCUAUUCAGCACUUGACAUACAAGAGGUAGGCCUAUGUGUUAAAUAUGUUCUCAUCAUUAUAAACAGCCUGAAAAGCCAAUGCAAGUCAAAUGCUUUCCCAUCGUAAACUACAGGACAAUGGAGGGGGUGAAAAGACGAGGAAUUGUUUCUCUCGUCAGUGAUUCCGAAAUCCAGGUAUGUACAGUAUACAGUAUAUUCAUCUGGAGCACCAGGAGUCUUCCCAGUUGGCCCCACUGAUAGGAUGAAUGGAUGGAGGGCCCCGUCCCUGGAACAUGGACAGAGCUGGUGUAUUGUGGUAUGUUGCGUGGGUGUGGUGGGCUGCUCUUGGCAAAGAACUCCAGGGCCACUUUUUAGUCCCAGUCUGAGGAAUUAAAAAAUAUGUUUAGUAUAGAUUGCUGAUACAAAUUACUUUUCAGGACACCUUCCAGGGGAUUCAUCAAGGCUCCGUAAAACCCACAUGGAACCAGUGGUGACAAUCAAAGGCCGGAAAGGUCAUCUCAGUACCCCAAACUUUUCAUCCUGCAUUGUCGGCGCAUAUGGAGGACCUCCUUGCAAAAAUAAGCAAUGUUCUGUUUGAGGGCAGGAAGGAACAAUUGCUAGAAAACAUUCAGGUGGUUUUUAAAGAACUGAUUCCCGAGCUCAGCAUUCUGAUACUGAGAAGAACCAAAGGGUUCAGUACAUUUUGGGCAGAGAUGUCAUA